Molecule: messenger RNA, 5626 nt
Organism: Psylliodes chrysocephalus
Lineage: Eukaryota; Metazoa; Arthropoda; Insecta; Coleoptera; Chrysomelidae
Source: the annotation of a GenBank genome assembly
GUUUGUGAAUGGCAACCACCCCUACGUUGUCAUUUAAUUUACUUAACUUUUAUGUGUUUAUAAAUAUAAAUAAUUAAAAAAAUAAAAAUGAGCCUAAAACCUGAAAAAGACAAAACAAAGCAAUUACAGGAUAAAUGUCAGUCAGUUCUAAACACAUUGUUAAGGGAUGAAGAUAAUAAAUAUUGUGUAGAUUGUGACUCAAAAGGACCGAGAUGGGCAUCAUGGAAUAUAGGAGUAUUUUUAUGCAUACGUUGUGCUGGAAUACACAGAAACUUAGGAGUACAUAUUUCCAAAGUAAAAUCUGUCAAUUUAGAUUCAUGGACUCCAGAGCAAGUGGUUUCUUUACAACAAAUGGGCAACUCAAGAGCUAGAGCAGUCUAUGAGGCAAACCUUCCUGAUAAUUUCCGGCGCCCUCAGAAUGACUCUAGUCUAGAGUCAUUCAUUAGAGCAAAAUAUGAGCACAAGAAGUACAUUGCUCGUGAAUGGGUCCCACCCGCUUUGCCAAAAGUAAAUUGGGAGAAGGAAAUAGAUGAAGAAAUUGAAAAACAGAAACGUAAAAAGAAAACUAUAGUGGAAAAGAAGUCACUAGGAUCUGUUGAAGUACCGCAACUUCCUAAACCUACCAACCGUAGCCCCAAGCCAUCUAGAAUUGUUAAUAGUGCAGAAAAUAAGAAACCAGAAAAAAAAGACAGCGAUCUGUUAGGUCUUCAAAACGGUGAAGAUAAUUUCAGCAAUUUUGUCUCUGCACCUGUGACCACUAACCAAGUAGAACAGAAAGAAGCUCCAGAUCCAGUUAAGAAGGAGGAAGAGAGCUUUUUUAAUCAAGUGUUACCUACUGAAAAAGAGAAAGUAAAAUUAGAUAAAGAUAGCAUCAUGGCUCUCUAUGGUAAUGGACCUACUAAUAAUUUCAGCCAAUUUCCUCAGCCACAAUUUGGCCAACCUGGAUCUCAAAGUACUUUUCAAGGAUUCGGUGGAUUUCCUCAAACGCAACCUCAGCAAAAUGUUUUAAAUCUUUCAAAUCCUCAAAAUGGAUUAAAUCCAACAACACAAGGUUUAGGGGCGCAAUGGCCUCAGGGACAACAAAAUCAACAGCAACAACAGCCACCGCAACCAUGGUUUUCUUCGGGAGCUCCAGCUUUCCCAGGACAACCACAGCCUUUUGCAGUCAACCCUCCCACAAUGAACCAAUACAUGGGCAACCCUACUUCAUUCAACGCCGCACCACCAGCAUUGGGACCCGCUGCACCAUUUCAAUCUUCCAAUAACAUGUCCAACUUUCCUGCGAAUCCCUUCUUUUCCAAUAACCAGAAUCCCAACCAAAACUUGCCUCAGCAGUUCACUAAUUUAUCUCUAAAGAAUCAGACACCACAAGCAGGCAACAUGUGGCAGUAACUUACCGUAUUUCUGGGUGUAACCCGAAAUUAGUAAUCGUAAAGUUCUGCAUGAGGUGUGAAAGAUAAGAUGAACUACGUGGAGAAAUAUUCAUGUUUAAUUUUCCCAGGUUUUAGGCUACUUUUCUUUCCUCAGAUCUGAAUAUGUGGCCGUUGCUUACUCAGGAUUUUUCCGUUUCAUCUGGGCGUUUUUGUAAAUUUUUAAUUUCUUUAGGUAGUUCAUGCUUAUCUUUUGACAUAGUGUAUAAUGAAACAGGGUAGAGAUUUUAAAAUCUUUUUCUGUAGCAUCUCAUUGUGGUAAGUCCACUGUAUUGUACAUUAAAAAAUAAACAUGCCAUUUUUAAGACGUUUUUCUGCGUAUUUGUAAAGUUCUAAAAGACUGGUUUUAUUUUUAUUUUUUUUCAAGGAGAAAGUAAACUUUUAGGCAAUUGUAUAUCACAUUACUAGUGCGGAAAGUGAUACUUUUCAGACUAGUUGGAUAAAUCACUUUCGCAUAAGUUAUGUACAUUGUUUUUCCUACGACCACUAGAUAUUUUUUGCAAACUAAUUUAAAAACGGAAAAGCUGGUUAUGGCAGGUCACUCAAGAUAUGGCGUUUUAAAAUGUUUUAAUUUUAUAUGUUUUUAGAAGGGAUAUGCGACCUUUUUGUCCUCUACUUUUUUAAAAAAUAAAAUUUAUUUAAAAACAGGAGUUUUGUUUCCUCUUAGUAUUUGUUUUUACUGAAUUAUAAGCCCCUGUAAAUAUUUUUUUAGGAUUUUUUUUUUACUUUUUUACAACUUUAUAAAUACUAAGAGGCAAAAAUGUUUUAAAACAGAUGUAGGAUUUCAGUGGCGUCCUGUUUUUAACUGAAUUUCUUUGUUAAAUUAAAUAAAAUUAAAUUGGUGCGGAACCCCUCUAAAAACCUAUAAAAUUUAAACAAUUUUAAACGCCACUAACUCCAUUUUAUUGGUCAUUGUAUAGUUAACAUUCCAUAUACAUUUUCAUAAAAACAUGUUAAAAAAUAACUUAUGAAAUUUCUAUUUUAACACCCUGUAACUUUAUUAAUAUCCAUUUUUUAUGUAAACAAGUUACCUUAAAUCGACUUAUUUUUGACCCCUAAAAACUGUGGUUAAACUUACUGUACAUAUUUUUGUUGCACUCUGUAUAAUGAUCAUUUUAAAAUAGACUAAUUAGCGUUUCAUUUUUUAAAAUGGCGCGCAAAAGAAAGCUAGUACGUGGUGCGGUUCGUGAAAUAUGUGUUCAAUUGUGCGAAUUACAAUAUAUUUUAGAAGAUAAUAAUGAAAAUUCUCUGAUUCUUUAUAUUUCUACAUCGCACCACUUAAAUACCAUAUCGAAAAUAAACUACUAUAUCGUGACUUGUUAAAGCUUGUCAGUUCUCACUGUUUAUUGCACUUUUAUUUUUAUCAAUAAAAGUGAUAGAAAAUGAAGAGGCAAAAUUUCGUUUCAUUUUCAAUAAAAAUAGCCUGGACUGGAUGUGGGGCGCCAAUCUUGGCACCUUGUGUUUAUUUAUACAUUUAUUAUAUUGUAUAAAAUAUUUCAUUAGGAAAAACGAGGGAUUUUGUACCAUUACAACAAUCAAAAUAGAAAUGAUGCCGGAAAUAGAUUAUUACACGUGGGAUAUAGGACACUUUCCAUAGGUCUAAACACUAUCUUAUGUGGUUGUAGGAAAAAUUAUUUUUAAAAUAGUUCCUGGGCACUAUUUACAUACUUGCAGUCAGUACUAGAUGUCAAUAGUAAACUAAAUUUAAUUAUUUUUAGAUAAUGAUUUAUUUUUUUUUUAAUUCUUACAAUGUUCUAUAACUAGACAAACUUAUAUUUUUUACAAUGACCUAAAAUAGUUAAAAUACCAGUCUGCAAAAAUUAGUUUUUUAUUGAUAUUAUUUUGUAAAUCCAUAUUUUUAUUUAUUUUAUUUAUUGGUUUAACUAUUAUUUUAUUAACGAAAACGUGGAGAUUUACAAUUAUUUUUAUACUAAUUUAAUGUUCCUAUUUUUUUUACAGGUUUUGCAUAUAUUUUUGACAAUUUUGUUAAGUUUUGUAUUCGUUAAAGGCUUGUUACUGCCCGGCACAAAUCAUUUUGAGUAUUUUUGAUUACGAACCCAAUUGCGUGCCUUGAACGUACACUAAUUAUUGCAAAAUAUUCUAUUUAAAAGUAUGCUCAUGAGGUUCUGUACAUAAAUGUUCUUACAAAAUUGUCAAAAGUUAUGCUUUCUUUAGUUUGGUUAGCCUGAAGCUUAUGCCAGGGCUAGAUCGAAAAAAAUACACAACUAAACUUAUAUGGAUUCAUCCAGUAUUUUACAAAAAAAAAAGGUAUUUAUGAUAAAUUGUCGUCGUUGGAUAUCGGAAUAUAGUUUACUUCAACAUAUUUUAUAUGAUAAAUAAAUAAAGUUCCUUAUAUAAGAAGUCUAAUUUUAUAAAAGCAACUUUAAACGCAAAUUCUAACGAAAAUGGAGCAUUCCAUGCCAAAUCGGAUACUAUUUAGUCUUUGCAUCUUGGAUUUUUUUGAAACUUUUCUGUUUGAGUAUAGGUUGAAAGAGACCUCCAUGAUUUUUUUCAAAUUUUUUUCUCCAUCCGUUUUCGGGAAAAAUUAUCUGAAUGAAAUUUUCAUAAGAACAAAAAAUCUGAUGUGUCCAACACAUGACUUUCCUAUCUAGUUAUUAUAGGCUUUUUCCGGUUAUUUUGUACAACCUAUUACAGCACCUCUAUAAAUGUUUAGAGGAGGAUAAACUAAAUAUAUACAUUUUUCACAUACAUCUACCUCGAAACAUAUUUCUAUAGAUAUUCAUUGAAAACGAAAAUAGUGAAAAAUUUUAAUUUAGCACUUUUCCUACAAUUUUUCCAUUACGGUCUAUUUUACAAAAAUCAUGAGAUCGAUAUCGCAAACAACUUUUAUUUCAACAAUUUUCAUAAAAAUCAGAAUUUUGCACAUUUUGUCAAAUUUCUCGAAUACGGACCAUUUCAGGAAAUUUUUACAUAGAGCAAAACUUAUAGAUAAUAUUAUUAGAAGUAACUUUUAUUUGAACAAUUUUUUUCUCCAAACAUAAAUAACAGAUAUAUUCCAUAAAAUAUAAAAAUGAUCACCCAUAAAGUACCCUCCCAGAUGUUCCGACUCUGCCCAAAAUCUAAUCAGCUCAUUGGACGCUGGAACAAAGCUUAAGUUUAAAAUUUGGUGUUUUUCUGUGUAUCGGUUCAUGAAUUAUGCGACACACAGACACACACACAGACAUCAUCGCGAAAAUAAUCAAAACGGAUUCAGGGGACCUCAAAACGUAAAAAUCCGUCGAAAACUCGAGGUCGAAAAAAUCAUGAUUCCUAUACUUUCCUUAUAUCUGUAUACAGAUAGGAAAGUAAAAAUAUUUUCCCCCGGAAUAUCUGAAUAUUAAAUACCAGUUUGAUUACUUUAAUAGUGCGAUUAUCGUUUUAAUUCUACAUAAAAGAAACCUUACAGAAAAAAUAUACCGCUGAUAAAAGGGUCUACCGGGUGCAAGUUUGUCGGGUCAGCCUGAAGGGUGACGAAAUCCACUACGAACGUCGCCUAGAGUAGUACUUUUAAUCAUUUAGUAACAUUUUAUAAUGUUGAAUCAGAGAUACAAAAUAUCUGGCGUUUAACUAGACUAGCGUGGUAUCACCAGUAUUAGUUACGCCAAUAUUUUAGUCGCUUGGUAGAUACAAUCUUACAAAACAGUUCUAGGAGCGAAAUUUGGUUCUAUUCAACGUGUAUCUGCUUGGUCAACCUGACUAUAUCUCCUUUUACUAAUAUAUAAAAUAUAAGAAAAAGGUGGUCAUCCUAAGGACAACUGGAUAUCUAUGCAGAAGCCGUCGUUUAUAGAAACUAAUUUCUCUACUCCGUCGAUAUCUUUUAUUUCCGUUGUCAAAAUAUAACAAAAUCGCGGCCACCGUAAGGGUAGCGAUAUCUCUUUUUAAUUAUAUUUAUAUUUUCAUUAUAUACAGUGUGUCCAUGGAUGGGGUUCCCAAGGGGGAAAAAAUCUUUAUUAUUCAUUUUACGACCAAAAGUCAUUCCUUAUAAAAAGUUCUGCUUGUUGAGAAAAUGGAGUUGCCUUAUAAAAAUUUAAGAUUAAAUGUACAGGGUGUUAAUAAAUUAGGAAAAUAUGAAAAUGCUUCAAGAGGGAAGUACCAUUAUUUAUUAUUUUUAACAAAAAUUUUAUAAAACAAAGUUGUCAAAAAUACUGACAGAUGUAAAUAAAAUGCUGACAUAACAUGAACGUAUACAAAAUCGG